Molecule: messenger RNA, 1923 nt
Organism: Cryptotermes secundus
Lineage: Eukaryota; Metazoa; Arthropoda; Insecta; Blattodea; Kalotermitidae
Product: solute carrier family 41 member 1
Exons: 10
Coding region: 195-1685 (496 amino acids)
Biological process (GO): monoatomic cation transport
Cellular component (GO): plasma membrane
Molecular function (GO): monoatomic cation transmembrane transporter activity
Source: RefSeq, a predicted model, not a curated record
UUUGUUAUAAAAAUACACCUUUUUUAAAUUGUGUAAUUCAUAACCCGUGUAUUCUACAGCUUGAAGUGUUUCACCAUAUUUUACAUGACCUAGCAUGUAUACUGUCAAUAUGUGUCACCUCCUAUAAUUGUGUAAAAAGUUGGGUCCAUCACUGGAAAUCUUCAGCAUGUUGGGUCAGGGGCAAAGGAUCGAUCAUGCCUGGAAAGUCAUCAGGUAAUCGUGGCCGACAGCACCACCAUCACCACCAGCAUUACCAGAGUCGACGACGAAAAUCUCAUAAGAUGGCAUCAGGUUCAUCAGGUGACCCCACUGCAAAUGCUGAAGGAGUGGAUGCAUUUACUGACCUUGAUGGGGAGACCCACCAACUUUUGGAUGUCACUGCUCCACAACCAAGAGCAGCGAUACGAGCAACACACGAAGAAACCGAAAAUGUGUGGAGUAUAUCUGUUCAGGUGUUCAUACCUUUUCUGGUAGCAGGACUGGGGAUGGUUGGUGCUGGCCUAGUGCUUGAUGUUGUUCAGCAUUGGCAAGUGUUCCGUGUCGUAUCUGAGGUAUUCAUUUUAGUACCUGCUCUAUUGGGGCUCAAGGGCAAUCUGGAAAUGACGCUCGCAUCUCGGCUGUCCACUCAAGCCAAUUUGGGUCUUAUGGACAACCCUAAACAACAAUGGAGUCUCAUUGCUGGAAACCUGGCACUCAUUCAGUGCCAAGCCACCGUGGUAGGUUUCCUUGCAUCAUUGGCAGCAAUGAUAAUGGGCUGGGUUCCUGAAGGAAAAUUUGAUGUGGCUCAUGGUCUUCUCCUCUGUGCCAGUAGUCUUGUUACCGCGUCACUUGCGAGCUUCGUGCUUGGUCUUGUGAUGGUUGCAGUGAUUGUGUCUUCACGACACUGUAAUAUAAAUCCUGAUAAUGUGGCCACACCAAUUGCAGCCAGCCUGGGAGACCUCACCACCCUAGCGCUGUUGUCAUGGAUUGCCUCCUUAUUAUUUGCAGCCAUAGAUGAGCGCCAGUGGCUCGCUCCGGUCAUCAUUGGAAUAUGUGCACUGCUGACACCAGUGUGGGGUUGGAUAGCUGCCAAGAAUAAGUACACAAAGGAGGUUCUGGACACAGGGUGGACACCAGUUAUAUCUGCAAUGCUGAUUAGCAGCAUAGGAGGCCUUAUAUUAGACUUCACAGUAUCAAACUUCAAGGGAAUAGCAGUGUACCAACCUGUGAUCAAUGGAGUUGGGGGGAAUCUUGUGGCAGUACAGGCCAGCCGCAUCUCAACAUCAUUGCAUCAAGAUUCCCGCCUUGGAAAACUGCCUCAUUACGCAUCAUCUGUUUGUCUCAACCCACUCAGUGUCUUCUGCAGUCAGGGAGGCCAUGCCAGAACUGCAAGAUUGCUUCUGAUGAUGGUUAUUCCAGGCCAUCUGAUCUUCUCAUAUACAAUAAGCUACCUCCAAGCUGGUCACACGUCGCUCACGCCUAUCUUCGUGGCAGUGUACCUUGUUGCAGCUAUCCUUCAGGUCUUUAUGCUGCUUUACAUCUGCCAAGUAAUGAUUCACUGGAUGUGGACACAUCGUAUAGAUCCUGACAACUCUGCAAUCCCAUAUCUCACGGCUCUGGGUGAUUUGCUGGGCACCAGUCUGCUUGCUGUUGCUUUCAAGUUCCUAUACCUGGUGGGAGACCGUGAUAGUGAUGUAGGGGACUGAGCUACUCUGUGUUUGAUAGUGUGCAUAAUAUGAUUUUUAAGUGAUAAUUUGUUUCUAUACCUAAAUUGUUUUGUUUCCAAGUCCAAAUGUGCCAUUAAUAUUUAUCAGUUUGAAAUUAUUUAUAAUAAUAUGAUUGGAUUUUAAAUGAAUCCUUAAUAUUUUUAUGGCUGUGGAAUUUAAUUUUUAGGGAAAAGAAAGACAAUCAUAUACCAGUAAAGGAUGCAAUACAGACAGUUUA